AUGCUGACCCAUGCAGCUGAUACAUCCACUGCCUCUGCUCCCUUAUCCCCUCAAGAUCACACUGCCUUUGACAUCCCUGCUACUACUCACGAGGACACCAAUGAAUCUGCCCCUGUCCCUCCUUCUGACCACCAUGAAGAUGGAGUCAAUGAGGCCAUGGAGGAGACCUAUCUGGCUGAGCCUGACCAGCAGGCCUUCCAGCCCAUCUUCACUGGUAGACUUGUCUGGUCAGCCAAAUGUUCUGAUAAGCCAAUCGUCCCCUUUGAAGAACUCCCCCUCCCUUGGUCGGACCGACCUCCGUGUCAGGGGUCUCGCGCCUGA
Molecule: messenger RNA, 321 nt
Organism: Ustilago hordei
Lineage: Eukaryota; Fungi; Basidiomycota; Ustilaginomycetes; Ustilaginales; Ustilaginaceae
Exons: 1
Coding region: 1-321 (106 amino acids)
Source: RefSeq, a predicted model, not a curated record